Messenger RNA from Sphaerodactylus townsendi, 1117 nucleotides. RefSeq names its product caseinolytic mitochondrial matrix peptidase proteolytic subunit (gene CLPP). The coding region runs from base 84 to 839 and encodes 251 amino acids. Lineage: Eukaryota; Metazoa; Chordata; Lepidosauria; Squamata; Sphaerodactylidae. The record is from RefSeq and is a predicted model, not a curated record. Gene Ontology annotation, molecular function: ATPase binding; ATP-dependent peptidase activity; serine-type endopeptidase activity. Gene Ontology annotation, biological process: protein quality control for misfolded or incompletely synthesized proteins. The transcript has 7 exons. Gene Ontology annotation, cellular component: endopeptidase Clp complex.
UCCCGGCUCGUUCCUGGUCACGUGAUCCACGGGUUCUGAAGCCCGCGUGGGAAAGCGGCCAGACGGCUCUUCCGGGUGUCAGGAUGUUGCCCAGGCUCGUGCGCCCCGCACAGCUGGGUUGUCGCCUUCUCUGUGCAGUUCGAAACCUCCAUCAGUCUCCCAGAAGCCUCAUUCCGCUCAUCCCCAUAGUGGUGGAGCAGACGGGCCGGGGGGAACGCGCCUAUGACAUCUACUCUCGCCUGCUGAGGGAGCGCAUUGUCUGCGUGAUGGGCCCGAUUGACGACAAUGUGGCCAGCCUGGUCAUCGCCCAGCUGCUGUUCCUACAGUCGGAGAGCAACAAGAAACCCAUCCACAUGUACAUUAACAGCCCCGGUGGCCUGGUGACCUCUGGGCUGGCUAUUUACGACACCAUGCAAUACAUCCUGAACCCCAUCUGCACGUGGUGCGUGGGCCAGGCGGCCAGCAUGGGCUCUUUGCUGCUGGCGGCAGGGUCUCCAGGAAUGCGCCACUCCCUUCCCAACUCGCGCAUCAUGAUCCACCAGCCCUCUGGAGGGGCGCGGGGCCAAGCGACUGAUAUUGCCAUCCAGGCCGAGGAAAUUCUGAAGCUGAAGAAACAAAUAAACGCCCUCUACGCUAAACAUACGAAGCAGACCUUGGAGGUGAUUGAGUCCACCAUGGAGAGGGAUCGCUACAUGGGCCCCGUUGAAGCCCAGGAGUUCGGCAUCUUGGACAAGGUUCUUGUCCAUCCGCCGCAUGAUGGAGAAGAUGAACCGGAGCUGGUGCAGAAGGAGCCUUCUUCUCCGCCCGCUGCCCCGUCCUCUUCCUCAGCUGAACCCUGAGCGAUUGGCAGCUUCGGUUUUACAUCUGGAGCGAUUUCCAUGUCGCCGCCCACUGAAGCGAGGAUGAAGCCUGCCUGGCUGCUCAGAUUCCCCGGACGUUGCUUUCUUUAGUGGGCAGAGGAUGGGGCUUGCCAGCGUGUUCCUAGGAGCUGGUCUCUUGCCCCAUAGGAUCCCACCCAUCUUUCUUCCCGUAGGAAAGUGUUUUCCAACUACGACCUCCCCCAGUGACAACCCUGUAUAUAUAGUGAUGGUUUUAAAUAAAAUUGUGACUUCAGCAA